GGGAAGAGGAGCAAAGGGAUGAUGGCGUCAAGUGGCAGCAACUGCAGCACAACGGGCCCUGCUUCGCUCCUCCUUACGAGCCGCUGCCCGAUGACGUCUGCUUCUAUUACAACGGAAAGCCCAUGAAACUCAGUUUGGCUGCGGAAGAAAUUGCCACGUUCUAUGCCAAGAUGCUGGAUCAUGACUACACGGGGAAGGAGAUCUUCCAGAACAACUUCUUCAAUGACUGGACGAAGGAGAUGACCUCGGAAGAGAGGAAGAAGAUCAGAGAGCUGGGGAAGUGCAAUUUUGAAGAGAUCCAUAAGUAUUUUGUGGAGAAGCAGGAGGCCCGGAAAGCCCUGCCCAAGGAGGAGAAACAGAAAUUGAAAGAGGAGGCGGAGAGGAUCCAGGAGAAAUACGGCUACUGCAUCAUCGAUGGGCACCGGGAGAAGAUCGGAAACUUCAAAACCGAACCCCCAGGUCUCUUCCGGGGGCGCGGGGACCACCCUAAGAUGGGGAUGCUCAAGAAAAGGGUCAUGCCAGAAGACAUAAUCAUCAAUUGCAGCAGAGACUCAGCGGUCCCGCGGCCGCCUCCAGGGCACAAGUGGAAGGAAGUCCGGUGUGACAAUACCGUCACCUGGCUGGCAUCAUGGACGGAGAACAUCCAGGGGUCCAUCAAAUACGUGAUGCUGAACCCCAGCUCCAAGCUGAAGGGGGAGAAGGACUGGCAGAAAUAUGAAGUGGCUCGCCGACUGAAAGGGGUGGUGAGUCAGAUCCGAUCUCAGUACCGUGCAGACUGGAAGUCCAAAGAGAUGAAGAAACGGCAGCGGUCUGUGGCGCUUUACUUCAUUGAUAAGCUGGCCCUGAGAGCGGGGAACGAGAAGGAGGAGGGGGAGACGGCGGACACGGUGGGCUGCUGCUCCCUGCGUGUCGAGCACAUCACGCUUCACCAUCGGCUGGAUGGGAAGGAGAAUGUCGUGGAGUUUGACUUCCUGGGCAAGGACUGCAUCCGCUACUACAACAAAGUGCCCGUGGAGAAGCAGGUGUUCAAGAACUUGCGUCUGUUCUUGGAGAACAAAGAUCCCGGGGAAGACCUGUUUGACAGGCUGUCUACGACAUCGUUGAAUAAGCAUCUCCAAGACCUGAUGGACGGCUUGACAGCGAAGGUCUUCAGAACGUACAAUGCAUCCAUCACGCUGCAAGAACAGCUGGAAGCGCUAACCAAUGAGGACGACAACGUGGCCGCGAAACUCCUCUCCUACAACCGAGCCAAUCGCGCCGUCGCCCUCCUGUGCAACCACCAGCGGGCGACCCCGAAGACCUUCGAGAAGUCCAUGCAGAACCUCCAGGCCAAGAUCGACGCCAAAAAGGAUCAGCUGGCCGAUGCCAAAGCAGAGCUGAAGAGGGCAAAGGCCGAUCACAAAGCCAGAAAGGAUGUGAAAUCUAAAGCUGCCGUGGAAAAAAAGAAGAAGCUGGUUGAGAAGGUUGAAGAGCAGCUGGCCAGGCUGAGGAUGCAGGCGACCGACAAGGAGGAGAACAAGCAGAUAGCCCUGGGCACCUCCAAGCUGAAUUACUUGGAUCCUCGCAUCAGCGUGGCCUGGUGUAAAAGAUUUGGCGUGCCCAUUGAGAAGAUUUACAACAAGACCCAGCGGGAGAAGUUCGCUUGGGCCAUUGCGAUGGCGAACGAAGAUUUUGAAUUCUAAGGCGCGACCUUUGGGUUGGCGACGACAACACUUCCCUCCUGCGUGCUUGGGUGGCGAGUCAGCAUUUUUAUGCCUCUUGAGUGCGAAAUACAUCUCUAACGGAAGAAUGUGUAUCAUGUUUUGUGUAGCUGAGAAGAAGUGCAGUUCAAGGCAUGUUGGGCACCAGGAUGGAGGAAUGUUCUUCCCUCAGUUUAUUAUUUUGGGGAAAUUAAGUGACUGUUUGGUCAGCUCUACACUACAGUGGCUUAAUUGUCAUGGUGUUUAUCUUUAAGGAGCUUAGAAAAUAAAGUUCUGAACGGGGGGGCCAGGUGCCAAAAGAACUACAAAUCCCAGAGUUCCAUAGGUAGAGGCCGUGACAGUUCCAAAACUAAUUCUGGUUUGGCCCGUAGAUGUAGCUGUUUGUGUUCCUCACACCUUUUCUGGCCUCUUGUCUUUACCGUCCCUGUUCUGAGACAGCAUAAGCUGUACAUGAGCCCCCGUUCUGCCAUUUUGUUGAAUGUUUCCCGAAAAUUGUGGCAUUCAGAGGGUGGGACGAGGCUGAGGUGAAUUUGUGGCCUUCGCCAGCCCCUUAAAGAACGCAUCAUUCCCCGUUCAUUUAUUUUGUAAACUGAGGAAAGCUAAGAAGUUCAGUAGCUUUCUCUCUAGGAGACGAUUUCCAGAGGGGAUGGUAUGGUUCCGACCAAUCGUAAGAUUAGGUUUUCUUGAUCUGGUCCCUAUUCUCUGCAUCAGAGAUCCCAUUUUACCCCAGCCCUAACUUCACAGAAAUUUCUAGAAAUUUGGAGCAGGGACAAAGAGCUUGGUGUAAUCAAACAAGAUUAGCCUGUCAGAGGUACACGUUGGAGCAAACAAUUUGAAUUAGAGGACCGAGAAUCGUACUGGGCAUUGUACAGAAGAGUGACCCCCCAACCCCCUCUGCUCUUUGUUACUUCUCAUAUUUUGGGGAAAAGGCAACCAAGUGCAGAAAAGAUGACACUGCUGUGAAAAGAGAGAAGGGAGUCCAUGCUAAGUGCCCCAAACCUGAACUUCUUUAGUGACAGUUAGCGGUUAUCACCUGAAUUCACAUCUAAAUAAAUGGCCUCCUAUUGUUUCUUCUCUUAAUCAGGUCUAGCACCUUCUUGGGCUGUCCCAAGGGGGUUGUGGCUCGUUGAAGCAAAUUAGGCAUAAGAUGGAGUUAUGCCUGCAGUUUUGUAGCAAAAAUAAUUGGUUUGUGGUGCAGACACCCUCGCUUGUUGGACGAUAUUUGUAGUUGAGUGUGGGAAGUAUGUGGUUCUGGACACAACGUUGGACAGUCUGAGAAGUCUGGUUUUGCUAGUAAUUCCAGAAAAAGGGGUAAAUGCAGAUUGAGUUUUUUCAUACCACAUUGAAACCGGUGGCUUUCGUAUGUCAACAAAGUUUACGUUGCAGUUCCUUAGCGUUUAGACCGCUCACCACCGGUUUGUUGGAAGUGCUCUUGGUGUUUGGUCGUUUUCUGUGUCCGCAUCCAGGUUCAAGGGGCUCAGUAAAAUUCCUGGGAUGGAUUUUUGCUUUUGAGGCUGAAAGGCUUGGGGGAAAAAACACUUCAUUAAAAUAUUAAUAUUUUUCUC
Molecule: messenger RNA, 3265 nt
Organism: Heteronotia binoei (common prickly gecko)
Lineage: Eukaryota; Metazoa; Chordata; Lepidosauria; Squamata; Gekkonidae
Product: DNA topoisomerase I, mitochondrial-like
Exons: 13
Coding region: 123-1682 (519 amino acids)
Biological process (GO): DNA topological change; DNA replication
Cellular component (GO): mitochondrial nucleoid; chromosome
Molecular function (GO): DNA binding; DNA topoisomerase type I (single strand cut, ATP-independent) activity
Source: RefSeq, a predicted model, not a curated record